Messenger RNA from Caenorhabditis elegans, 1103 nucleotides. NCBI's taxonomy places the organism in Eukaryota, Metazoa, Nematoda, Chromadorea, Rhabditida, Rhabditidae. The record is from the annotation of a RefSeq genome assembly.
AUGGACUUUUCAGACGGACCGGAGAUGGAAAAUGAUUUGGAAAAGAGUCUCUUGGAAAAUGGAACUGAGACGGCAGGUUCUGAGCCAAUCACUGACCAGGAAAUGAUAGAAAAAGAGGAGCUCGCUAGAUUUCUUGCUCUGCAAGAAGAAGCCUGGAUGGAAGAACUGUGGGAGCCUGAAAAUGUAGAUGUGGGAGCCUGAAAACGUAGGCGCUUGCUACUUGAUUCUGAAGAAUUGCUGCAACAGAACAAUCCCGGGGACUUGACAGAGGUCUUGUCGGAUUCCACUGAUCAUUUGGACAAUUCAAGUGACACCGUAGUAGAUCAAAUUGGUGCAAGUCUAGAGCCAUCUAAUUUGAUCUCAAAUCUUUUUGGAUCUCAAGAACCCUUAGCCGAAGAACAUAAAGACCUUGUUCUAGAGAAAAUAGGCCGAGACUGUUGCUUGAAUUGGUUGGAGAUGGGGCAGGAACCGGAUUCAUUGGCUCUCGACACCUAUGAGAAGGGAGAUUGUGAAAUGAAGUAUAAUACUCAAAAAGCGGUGAAAACUGAAAUGAAGACUACAAUUUUGACUAGGUUGCAACUGAGAAAAUAUGAAGAGACCGUGGAUCUACUAGCUUGGAAAAUCAAUAAGCUCGUCAAAGCUCUGGUAGAAGGCACACCUAGAAGUUUAGCUGAAAUUGAGGGGGAAGUGAAUGAAUUAAUUAGAGCGACAGUUGAAAACCUGGAUAAAUUUGCAAUACGUAUUCCGGAACAUCAAGUUUAGUGGAAGAUUUUGAAUCAAAAAAUUUUUGGUUUGGCAUGAAACAUCCUAGUUUAACGUCUAAUGAUAUUGAUCUCUACUUUUUGUGAUAAUAAGUUCAAAGGUGGCGUAAUUCUUGUGGGAUCUGAAUAUUACACGUGGCGUCAGAGUGUCUCAUUUCGGUUUGAUCUACGUAGAUCUACAAAAAAUGCGGGAGAAGAGACGCAGAGUUCUCAACUGAUUUCGUAUGGUUAAGAACGUGCUGACGUCACAUAUUUUGGGCAAAAUAUUCCCGCAUUUUUUGAUCAAACCGUUAUGGGAGAGCCUGACACCACGUGAUAUUACGUAAAGUUUUCAAACAAGCU